This is a messenger RNA of Rhododendron vialii, 1686 nucleotides long. Its product is annotated as polyadenylate-binding protein RBP45-like. The record is from RefSeq and is a predicted model, not a curated record. Gene Ontology annotation, cellular component: cytosol. Lineage: Eukaryota; Viridiplantae; Streptophyta; Magnoliopsida; Ericales; Ericaceae. Gene Ontology annotation, molecular function: mRNA binding. The transcript has 7 exons. The coding region runs from base 117 to 1364 and encodes 415 amino acids.
AAAAUAUCCCCUCUCUCUCUCUCUCCUCAUUAUCCCCCUCUCUCUCUCGCCCUUUCAUCUAGGGUUUACUACAUUCCAAAAAAUCCCCAAAUCUAGGGUUAGGGUUCCAUCCAAAAAUGAUGCAACCAGGUACCGGCAUGCCCCCACCCCAGAUGCACCAACAGCAGUACCAGCAGCAGCCCCCGCCCCCGCAGCAGUGGAUGAUGAUGCAGCAGCAACAGCCGCCGCCGCAGCAACCGCAGCAGGGUUACCAGCCGCCGCCGCCGCAGCAGUUCUGGCCCCAGCAGCCUCCUCCGCAGGCGGCGGCGCCUCCGAUGCAGAUGCAGCAGCAGCAGUUCUCGGCCGAGCAGAUGGGCGGCUCGAACGAGAUCAAGUCGCUUUGGAUCGGUGACCUGCAGGGUUGGAUGGAGGAGAACUACCUUUACUCUUGUUUCGCUCAAACUGGAGAGCUCACUUCAGUUAAGGUUAUUCGCAACAAGCAAAGUGGUCAACCCGAGGGUUAUGGUUUCCUCGAGUUCAAGAGUCGUGCAACAGCAGAAACAGUAUUACAGACCUACAAUGGCUCUUUGAUGCCAAAUUCAGAACAGCCUUUCAGGUUGAACUGGGCCACCCUUGGUGCUGGGGAAAGGCGUGCAGACGAUGGUCCGGACUAUACGAUAUUUGUUGGAGAUUUAGCUGCCGAUGUUACUGAUUACUUGUUGCUUGAAACAUUUAAACCUCACUAUACGUCAAUAAAAGGUGCGAAGGUUGUCACUGACAGAAUGACUGGACGCACCAAGGGAUAUGGGUUUGUUAGGUUUGGAGAUGAAAGUGAACAACUGCGUGCUAUGUCUGAAAUGAAUGGAGUCCACUGUUCUAGUAGGCCGAUGCGUAUUGGACCUGCUGCUACCAAGAAACCUGCCAGCGUUCAACCAUAUCAGAAAGCUACCUACCAGAAUUCUCAGGCAAAUCCCGGGGAGAAUGAUCCGACUAAUACAACAAUAUUUGUUGGUGGUUUGGAGGAGAAUGUCUCUGAUGACCUUCUGAGACAAGUGUUUGGCCAGUUUGGUGAAUUGGUUCAUGUGAAAAUUCCGGCAGGCAAACGUUGUGGAUUUGUUCAAUUUGCUGAUAGAGCUUGCGCUGAGCAAGCUCUGUCAGUCUUGAAUGGUACUCAGAUAGGAGGAACAAAUGUUCGACUUUCAUGGGGCCGUAGUCCAAACAAACAGGCUCAGACUGAUCAGACUCAAUGGAACAACGGUGGAUAUUAUGGAUAUGCUGCUCAAGGAUACGAGGCAUAUGGAUAUGCACCACCACCAGCUCAAGAUCCUAAUGCGUACUAUGGUGGCUAUCCUGGGUAUGGGAGUUACCAACAACCACAGCAGUGAUUUGUUGCCAUCCAGAGGACAUCACGAGGGCCACACUGUUCCAGUUUAAGCUGGUUUUUUGAACUGCUUGUAUUAUGAUGCUCGGUUGUUAGUGGACCUAGGUGAUCCAAAGAAUCUUCCUUUUUUUUUUUUUCUGUUUGUCAUCUCUCUUUUUCAGUCCCCCUGUUUCUUUUUGUUUUUAGCCUGAAUGCGACAAACUUCUUCUGAGUGUUGAACUUGUGAAGUAUGUUGACAAAACAUUGACGCACUUCUCCUGUGAUAACUAGAUGUGUGUAUUGUGGGUUUGGCUUGUUACGGUUAUACAAUGGGGUUUUAUUUGGCA